Messenger RNA from Caenorhabditis remanei, 330 nucleotides. RefSeq lists its product as uncharacterized. The record is from RefSeq and is a predicted model, not a curated record. The transcript has 4 exons. NCBI's taxonomy places the organism in Eukaryota, Metazoa, Nematoda, Chromadorea, Rhabditida, Rhabditidae. Bases 1 to 330 code for a protein of 109 amino acids.
AUGGUUGUUUACAAUUGCUUCAAUGACGAAGAUUUCCUUCGGAAAUCUGAACAUGGCAUCGGAAAAAGAGCCAUUUACUACUUCUACACAGAGAAUUGUCCAUCAUGCCUACGUAUUAAACCGCUAUUCGAUGAUUUGUGUAAAAAAUAUGAGAAGACAUCGCUGGUUUACACGUAUUCUUGCUACAACGAUGACCAAUUGACUGGAGACGCGUUUGCAGUAAACGAAACACCAACAUUUGUGGUUAUGGAUAAUGGAGAAGAAAUCUCACGACAUGUCGGUGGAGAAGCUGAAAAAGUUCAAGAGAUAUUCGAAAAAUAUGCUAUAUAA